Messenger RNA from Cladocopium goreaui, 2464 nucleotides. The record is from the annotation of a GenBank genome assembly. Lineage: Eukaryota; Dinophyceae; Suessiales; Symbiodiniaceae.
GCAACGUGAGCGAGACACCCAUCCAUACCUUGGCAAUACCUAUUUGCUCAAAAAGAAGCCCCAGAUCGCAGAUGUGAUCGACCUAAAGUUUCGCUGCGCUUCCAACAUUUUGGAAGCCUUCUGGCAUGAAUGGAGAACAACCGUUUCGAAUCGCGGUGAUCCACCGCAGUGGUGUUCGACGUUGAUGCGGUCCAAAGCAGAUGGUAUGAAUGCCAGCCAGGACGAAAAAGAACCCGUGCCUUUGCUUCCAUUGCACUUUAGGCUUGAUCCCGAGUUUGCAAGUGUGCUUGAAGCAAGAAGGCUGGGCGAAGUCAUGAUGUUACGAGAUUGCAACUAUCACGAUCCCGGCAAUGUAUGCCUGGAUUUCUGUUAUUUUGUACUGCAGCUGUGGAAGUUCGUGCUGCCAACGAAGAUGUCAUUGAUCAAUCAGAUCUCUUGGCGCGACUACGGCGGCCCCAAAGAACGAUCCGGCACGGGGGCUAUGAACCGCCGAGGCAAUAUCAUCGAAGCCUUGAUGGCGAACGCCAUGUGGCAAUCGAAAUGGGAGAAAGAACAUUCUGCCAGGAAGGAAAAGGACCUGGGAAGUUCAAUCGACAAGGGCGUGGAAAGAAAGGAUCUGGAUAGUGACCACCAUGAUGAUUUCGCUGAGCGGGUUCCCAUAGGUGCACCGAACAGCAACAUGCUUGGUCAACACCCCCCACACCUCCAAAGCACCAAAGCACGGAAGCAGGCUACCCUGCACCAGAUCUUCAUACAAGAGCCAUGGCUGAUUCCGAGAAGUUGGCCGCCUGAGGAAGUCCGUGACACCAACAAUACUCCAUAUAUCAACAUGGCCCGGGACCAGAAGGAACUUGCCUACAAGAAUGUAAGCCUGACGUCCGGUGAGGUGUUUCAGCGAAGCGCGCAAUUUUCCACAGGACCCUUUAGCGCCAAGAUUCAUUUUGACACAUUUAGGCUGGGGUUGGCGCAUUUGCAGCAGCCCCUGGCAUGCAUCAGGGGAUUUGCGCAGCUGCUGCAGUUGAUGUCCGGACCACGGGGUGGUCGGACCCAGGACGAGAAGAAAGCGGACCGCCCAUGCGUGCUUUGUGAUCGAGAUUGCGGGCAGCAGAAGGAGUUUGGAAGCAAGGGCCAAAACAGCCGCAUACAGCUUUCGAUUGGCAACCGCUUACUUUGUGACAUUGCGUGGCUGAAGAUGUAUGCAUUCCGCUUGGUUGACGCAGUGACACGUUCAAUUGAGAGCCUGAUUCUGGAAUGGUCAUUUGUGACUGGCAGUGUGGAACGUUGUUUCAUCAGAGUAUUCUCUCCACCGGCCCUACUUGUGACGGACCCAGCAGAGAUCAUGGACCGCCCAGAAAUGACAGAGUGGUCAUUGCUGGAGCAGGCGCGAGCCUCGUGCCGCUAUUGCAAGUAUGCCAGAUCGCGCCUUUUUGGCACCUCUUGGCGGUUUCCCCUGAAGCGCUGUUGUGGCUCCGGGCGCCUGCUGCUGCUGCCCGCGGCAGUGCUGGGUGCGGCGGGGCCAGCGCAAGGGCAGCCGGCGGAGGAGGAUGUGGCGAUGACGCAGCGGCAACUACUUCCACCAAUCCACGAGAGUGAACCGGACCUGUCCUCUUUAUGGCCGAGAUUUGACGUGCUGAUUUGGAAGGCUGGAAGCCUGCCGUCGGGUGAGGAUGGCCCCAUCCAGGCGAAACUUCAGGAAGUGGCUGGCUCAGAUGCAUGUGAGCAUGGCGUGGCUUCGCAACAGACAACGCCAGUGGUACUCUAUUUGUUGCAUCGCCUGGAUCGGCAGGAGGCCGUCGAAGGCGCGGAACUGGAACGGUCCGCGCCCUCAUGUCAUGUAAGGGCUGCUGUCCGAAAGAAUGCUUGUUUCAGUCUUUGUCGUCAUGUGGAGAUGCACCUCCUCCAACUCCUGGAUCGGGCACUGCGUCGAGUCGGGCAUGGCUGUUUUGUGCCUCCAGCGAAGUUUGGAAGCAGGGCCUUGUACUGCUUCUUGCCCUUGAGGGAGGCACCGAGGGCACUUUGGCGUCUAUUUCAUACGCGGGCUGGAAAACAAGAAUCUACAUCAAGAUUCCUGAUGCCAGAACUGACCGUGGAAGGUGAGGAAGGACUGACGCCCGAUGCGAGUGCAGGAUGUUUUUUGUCCACAACCCUGAGGGAGAUCAUGGAUGAUGCGGGUGUACCAACGAUCAGCCAGAGAUAUUUUUUCUCCUGGGCAGCACAAUCUUCUACAGCCAGGUACAAACUGGUGCACAACAACUAUGUCACUGCAAGGGGGGAAGCUCCGCGCAUUACGCGCCCGGGGCUGUGGUUGCUGAACAGCGUAAGUGAGCCAUUGGACACAUUUUCUGAGCAUGACCAAGAAGAGAUUGGCUGCUGGCUGUGCAGGAGUGUGGAGGAUGAGUUUCACAAGCUGGUGACCCAGAAAACCCUGGACCUGAAACUCCUGGAUUCCUUUGUGCCCUUGACU